Procambarus clarkii (red swamp crayfish) is the source of this 6048-nucleotide messenger RNA. The record is from RefSeq and is a predicted model, not a curated record. Lineage: Eukaryota; Metazoa; Arthropoda; Malacostraca; Decapoda; Cambaridae.
AUGGUUGUUCGCGAAUUUGUACAAGAAACAUUUAGAGGGAAAUGGAUUGGACGCCGUGGACCAGUUGAAUGGCCACCAGGAUCUCCAGAUCUAACACCUAUGGAUUACAUGUUAUGGGGGCACCUUAAACUAGUUUAUAACAACCGUCCCAGAACAAUAUAUGCGCUAAAGGAUGACAUAACAAGAUCAUUUGAAGUCAUAAAUCCAAAUAAUUCCUUGCUUAGAAAUGUUCAAAGGUCUUACGUUGAACGCGAAUUUUCGGAAAACAGAAGAAUAUGUAAACAACCACUGGAGGAUGAGGGAGAAUCAGUCUCAAUAUUUCUCGUAUUUACAGCUGAAUCAGCUCGUGCAACGACCUCUGGACUGCCACCUCUUCCCAAAAGUCUGAGUGGCCUGAUCAACUUAGCUGGUCGACGGGAAGGUGCUGGUGGUGGUAGCAGUGGGGGUAGUGGAAGUGGUGUUGGAGGAGUAGAGAGAUACAGUCCUCCAGUGAAGCCUAGUACUGAACGUUACAGUCCUGUGAGAGCUGACUCACGUACAGAGUCACGCAUGGAUUCGCGUCCUGAAUCUGCUCGUUCCCAUUAUUCUGGAGUGGGAUAUGGUGCUAGUGCAUUUGAACCAUACUAUGCUAAUGGCUCCAUGCAGGGAUUCUCUCCCCGUUCAUCACCCCGAAGUCAUUCAACAUCUCCACGAAAUCCAAGUGGAUGCACCUCAGGAAAUAAAACUCACAGUCCAAGAGGAAGUCCUCCAGUUCCUGGUUCAAUCUCUGGAAAUAACCCAAGAUUAAGUCCUGCACACGGGCCUACCAGGCAACGUAGGCCUUCCACUCUAGACUCACAGCUGGCUGUGCUAAGGAAGGAAAUGGUUGGCCUGCGUCAGCUGGAUAUGUCUCUUCUGUGUCAGUUAUGGUCACUUAAUGAGUCCAUUCAAGAAUUUAAACAAAUUAUAACUGAGCGUGCAGCUACAGGUUUAGACUGGGGUGGUGGAGAUACUUCAGCAGAAGAUACUGAUGAUUACUAUGGAAUUCCAGUAAGGCGUCCAAACCCCUACCUUCAUCCUGUGCCCGAGCAGUAUCCACAGCUGUCCCCAUCCUCCUCAGAAUCUAGCUUGGAAUAUGGUAACAUCUAAACUGUGCAUUAAAUGUUUUACAGUAUUAAAGUUGCAAUAAUUACUUCAAUUGUUGAUUAAUUAUUUAAAAUAUGGUCCUAAUUUUAUUAUUAUAGUACAGUAUAUAGAUGAAUAUUGUGUGUAGCAGUAUUGGCAUUUAGUACCAUUAUAAAUUACAUUUUUUAUGUUAAUAUUAAAUAUGAGAAAUGGAUAAAUUUUGAACGGGAAAUUGUAAUUACAGUACUGUAUUUUUCUUGAAUUUUUAGGUUUAGCAUUUUUUAUUGUAGAAACUAUUAUAGUUAUGCAUUUUGUAAAUAAUUUGGAUACAUUAUCUGUGCAACUAACUCCUGAACCCUGUCAUUUUUUUCCAUUCAGUAUUGAUACUUGACUGUGUUAGUGUUGUAAGAACUAGAAGCUUUAAAUGUUGAAUUAGAUUAGUAAUAAUAGUGUUAGUUGUUAGUAAUUAUUUUAUUAAAUUCAAUGGAACAGGAAUCCAGAAGUGACAGUAUGACACAAAGGGCAAGGAAUGUUCCCUCCUGGCUGGAGGGUUCUGGUAGUGGCCAGCCGGGUGUGAAAUUCAAACCAAGUGUUUUAAUGCAGCCUAGAACUGUUAUUUAUGUAAUGAGCCCUAAAGAACUUAAAAUGGCAGCAAUGGCAGUAUUAGAGAGAGAGACAUUUUUGAAUCCAAAUAUGAAGGCUACUGAGCAAGUGAAUGUAUUGAGUGAAAAUGCUGGUGCAACUUGUGUGAACGAGAUGCAACCACCACAAGAUGACAUGACCAAGUAAAGAUCUUUUAAAUAUUUUAAACUAUAUUUAUUAAGAGAGUGACAGUGUUAUUUUUAGACAUUUUUAAGUUUGUACUGUUGUGCAGCUUUUAUUUUUACAUAACAUUGUAUGUGCAAUAUAUUUCUUUGCAAUAAGAAUCAUCGAUUUACCAUUUUAUAGAUUUUAAUAUAGUAUCAUAGACAAUAUUGUAUUAUUUUUAGUAUUUUAUGUCAGUCAGAUCUAAAGCAUUUGCUGAAAUUUUAUAGUAACCUAGUUAAUAUUUCUUAGAUGAAGACAUGGAUGUAAUCUAACCCCAUUGUGCCAGAAAUCACGAUAGAAACCUUGGCCCAAAAGGCUUUAAUCAUUGAAGAUGCAUCAUGUAUGCUUUUCUGUUUAAUUCUCAGGAAAAAUUGGCUGUGUACAAUAACUAUUAUGGCACAAAAUCAGCCCAGAAGUAUGAAAGGCAGUCAAACUGUCAUGAACAUCUCUGCAUCUAUCAAUGGCUACACUGUAGCCAUUGAUAGCAAAUCAAAAUCACUUUAAUUGAGCAGCUAUACCGUUCUUGGCAUGAUGGGUGAUUAAGAACGAUACUAAUACAUUGCAUAAAUAUAGGAUGUAUUUUGUGGGCUGUUUUCAUAUAGUAUGAAAAUUCUAAUCCCAAUAAUUCAUUAUUCUGAGAAUUUCCAAGAGGGGUCUCCUCAGUAACUCUCCAAACUAUUGAAUUGGGGCUGCAAAGCCUAAGGAAAUUACAAAAGGGGCCUCUUGAGGCAAACCCAAGCCUACCCUCUACCUAUUGUACUCCAUACACUGGUUUAAUUUGCAUUGUGCUUCAGUGGUCCAUUGCCUUAUAUGGGGGAAAUUUCAGGUCAUUCCCUUUCCCAGCAGAGUUAGUCUGUGAAUACUGUAGCCAGACUUCUGCCAAUCCCAGUAUUUAGGCCUAUAGAUGCUUCAAAUUGGGACAUUUCAAACAACCCAAUGGACAGUCUCUUCCCUCUGGUCUUUCAGUGGUUGGUAGACAAGGUUUUCUGCUUCUGGCUUUGAUAUAUUUGGCCAUUUGUAGGUGGCCCUUUUUGACUCUGCCUGGAAUCAGUGACUUCUGGUCCACAUGGCACUGUUUCCUGAUUGUGAGGCUUCUGGAGUAGAUGCUUUGUAGAGAGCUAUAUUCAGGCCUUGUCUCCCAGUGGCUUUGGUUUGGUCUUACAGGCUUUGUGCAGUUACCCAAGGCUUGGCAGCUCCAGUGCUAUACUGUAUCUCAAGAGGCUACAGAGUGGCCCUACCAGAAAAGGGGGUUUCAUUAUUCAAUCCUUAUAAGUUUCACUUACUGAACAGUUUACUUUAGCUAUUCUCUUUUGGCACUAAGAAUUGCAUUUUAAGUGACAUUGCUUUGUUAUCUGGAUUCCCAUUUUCUUGACUCGGGUUUACUGGAAGGCAAAUGCAGUACAGUAUCUGGUUCUUCACCCCUCACUUUGGAAAAUCACUUGAGAAUCAAUGGGAGCAUACCCAUUUAUAUGGAAAAAACAAAUGCUCAUAUAAUUUUGUCCACAUUAAACACCAUUAUAGGUACUUGUAGCCAUACAUUCAAUAACAAAAAAAGUGGAAAAUUAUACAAUAUAUUCAUGAUGUAUUCUUUAAUUAAACUAGAAUUCCAGUUUUUGGACAUCCAGACAUAAUGGUUAAUUAGGAUAGUUGGAGUUACACUGUAAUGAACUUGACUGUAGCUAAUCAUCUUUGUUCCAUUGUGGUUUUUGUUAUAGAAAUUGAUGUGUAUAUUUGACCCUUAUUGGAAAUCCUAUUAUAGCAAAACUUUUAUAUGAGUGCCCAAUAAUUUAAAUUGUACAACAUGCACUCAAAGCAUGCUCACCUGUCCACACAAAGAUAAUCAUGAUGCAACCUGUCCUCAGACCAAGUCCAUUCCGCCCAGUGCUCGACCCCAAAGACACAUUCAUCAAUUUUAAUAUGCUGUUUUCAAAAUAGGAAUUUUCUAAUAUAAAUUAAUAGUUAUAUAUUAGCAUACUGUGCAUAUUUAGGCAUUGCUUAGGUUAGAUGUUUAGGUUCUGUUAACAAUUAUUUGUACUUGUGGUACGUAGGUGAAGCAUUUGUUCCAACCACAAUGCUGUAAAAAGUCGUCAGCGAAGCACUUUUUGAGAUGUUCGAACGUCGUGAGUUGUGUGUAAACCGUUUUUCAUUCAUAAACGGUGCAUGGAAUGGACUUUGACUUUUGUUUACGAGGAUGGGCUGCAUGAUUUGGUUCACUCCUCACACCCACUCACUCUCUCACUAUUUCACCCUGCACACACACACUUCCCCCAUUCUCUCUCCCACUUUCACAUCCAUCCUUUUGUUUCCUCGUAAACUAAAGUUGUUGCAAAUCCCUAUAUAUUUUUUCUUGGUUUGUGAUCAUAUUAUUAAAAAUUACUAUCUAAACCUCAGGACAUCCAUGUAGAACUUCACCAUGACUGGCAUUGUAACCGUAUUCCAAUUUUUGUUUAUAAAGCACAUUUUUAGAUAGCACUCUUGUUUUUUAGAAACUUAACAUUCAUGUUUUCUAUAUACAAGGGCACCUGUACAGUAUUUUGUAUUUACAAUACAGUAUAUUCCUUUCAGAAAUAAAGCAUUUAUAUAUUUGUGACCUAAUAGCUGCCUUUUAACUUAAAAUUCAAAAUAAUAUUUGUAUUAUAUACAUAAUUUUAAGCAACAUUUUGUUUUGCGUGUUAUCAGGCCUUUAUUCCUGUGUCUGACUAUUUCCCAAGAAUAAAUCCCAGUGUCCAAAAAAUCUAGUGUUGCAGUUUCCAGGUUGUUGCUUAAUGGUCAGCAGAAAUUUGUAUCUUCAGUUUAUUAAUUUUAUGUACAGUAUGCAUAAAUGUAUUAUCAAUUUACAUUCCCAUAUUAGGACAUUCCAUUUUUUAAUAAAUAAGAAAAUCACUAAGUUUAAAACCUGUGUGCUACAUUGUAGAAAUUGCAUUUCAACACAUUCUUUUUCAUGUUUGUGAGAACAAUUACUGUAUUCCAGUAUUCUUUACUGGCAUACAUCUACUCAUGAUAUAUAAUGCUCCAGAAGUUGAGCAUCUAAAAUAUAAAGACAAAAUUAUAUAUUCAGUACAAUAGUCAUUUUUUAUUGAAUAAAAAAUCAAGCCAGAAAUCCUUUUUUUUUUUUUUUUUUUUGCUAUUGGACAAGAAAUUUGAAAUUUGUUACGAAACCUCAUCACUCCCUCCUUACCAUACACCAUGUAAUUAUUUUGCCUUGAUUAGAAAACAAAUUCUGCCAUAAAUCAGAACAGUCUGGGGAAAAUAUAUGCAUUUUUGACAUUCUUGGAUUUAAAUACUGUACCUACAAUGGGUUUGGCCUUAACUACGUUGUAUUUUAGAUGCUCAGCUGUACAACUUUCAAUACAGUAUCAGGUCCCAAUUCCGAAAGUGGAAAAGUUGGCAAAAUUUACCGUGAUACCAUUUUACUGUACAGUCGACAAGAAAAUACUGUACCUUUCUCUGCUCAGAAUUAUUGAGCGACUCAAAACAGGGCGAUUACUUGAAGUUUCCCUUCAUAAAAGGUAAUGGGGGGUCCUAAACCUGAAACAAACUCCUGAGGAUGCUGACAUACUUAAAAUUAUAUACCUGUGCAUCUUUCAUUUUAUUCAUUCCACUUGCCACAUAAUUAGUACGUUUAAUUCUAGUUAUAUGGCAACAAUUCUAAAGAAUCUUGAUUUCAUAUACAGUACUGUAUAGAGAUAAAAAUUUUCUUGUUUACAUUAGUCACUAAAAUUUAUAUUAGAACAGUUGACAUUAGCUAUUACAGUUUUCAUUAUCUAUUAUUGUUUACAUUACUGGAUAUCAGAAGUUAAAGUUAAAGGUUCCAAAAAUGAAUGCAGGUUAAGAUUUGUUUUUAAGAUCGCUAACAAAAUUUUGUUAAAUCUUAACUAGAAUAAUUUGUUCUUUGUCAGUAGCAUAGCAAUAACAAGUUAGCCAAUAUAUAAAGUAUGAUUGAUAAGGGAAUACUCCAUUAUAUCUUGGCUGAUACUCUGGCCACAUUCAUAUUUAUAGUUACUGUAAUUAGCUAGUACUGUUUACUGUAUUACCAAAUGACUAUCAGCAAUCAAUAUGUACAAGAAAAAUAUUUAUUGUUGAUGUUUAUAACAAUAUAACAUUGUACUGUGUAUGUAAAUAUAAAACUACAGUUUA